AUGAGGAAAGAUAUUAAGUAGAAACUUCUUAGAAUCAAAAAAAAGAAAAAGAAGGAUAAAAAAUAAUCAUAAAUAAAAAAUAUUAAAUUUCUAUUGAUUUUAACACAAUAUUAGCAAGGAUUGUAAAGUCAAUCAAAAGAUUAAAAAUAUAAAAGUAUUAUAAAAUAUAAUAGAAUAAAGCUAGAAUUUAUGCGCAGCGUCAUUCAAUAAACUUGGAAAUACUAAAGCUUAGUCAGCAAGUAUAUGAGAUAUAACUUCUCUUCUGCUGUUCAUGCUGAGCCUAUUGCUACAACUCAAUCAGCUAAUAAUUAGGAGAAAAAAUCAAAUAAGAAUGCAGAUUAGCCAAUUAAAGAAGUAGUUUAAAAAGAGUUUAAGAUUAAUAGAUUAAAUUACACUCCUCAUGAAUAUUGGAUUACUUAAGGUAUGGGAAUGGAGAGACCUUUUACUGGUGAUAAAUGGUUUGAAAAAGAUGUUGGUUAUUAUCACUGCACUGUUUGUAGCACUAAAUUAUUUACUUGGGAUCAUAAAUUCCAAACCCCUAAUGGUAUGACAUCUUUUUGGCACCAUGAAAAGAAUGCAGUUAAAGUUGUUGAAAACACUAACGGAAUUUAGGAAAGUUUUAUCAAUUUAGAAUCAACUCCUAGCUAAAUAAAUCAAAAUGCCCAAAAAUAAAGAGUUUGCUGCUCCAAAUGUUAAAGCAAUCUCGGAUUGGUCUUCUUUGAUGGUCCUCCUCCUACUUUCAAAAGAUUCUCUAUCAGCUCUGCAGCUAUUAAAUUUAUUAAAAAGGAACAUUGGGAAAAUCCUCAUCUCGUUUCUCGUAAGAGAAAAUUCAAGUUAAACACUGAAAAGGAAGUUGAAAGAAAGCGUGAAGUUUUAAAAUCAUAAUAAUAAGAUAUUGUUGCUAAUUCUUCUUCUUCUCAAACUUAAAAUUGA
Messenger RNA from Tetrahymena thermophila SB210, 933 nucleotides. Its product is annotated as SelR domain protein. Gene Ontology annotation, cellular component: cytoplasm. NCBI's taxonomy places the organism in Eukaryota, Ciliophora, Oligohymenophorea, Hymenostomatida, Tetrahymenidae. The transcript has a single exon. Gene Ontology annotation, molecular function: peptide-methionine (R)-S-oxide reductase activity. Gene Ontology annotation, biological process: response to oxidative stress; protein repair. The record is from RefSeq and is a predicted model, not a curated record.